Messenger RNA from Ylistrum balloti, 2174 nucleotides. RefSeq lists its product as uncharacterized. Bases 18 to 1640 code for a protein of 540 amino acids. The record is from RefSeq and is a predicted model, not a curated record. The transcript has 6 exons. NCBI's taxonomy places the organism in Eukaryota, Metazoa, Mollusca, Bivalvia, Pectinida, Pectinidae.
UUUUCUAUUUUAUCUCUAUGACAGCCUGUCUUUCUUGUGUUCAGUUAGUGUCGACAAGAAAAUCUCCAUCGGCAACAGAACUUGACUUACUAUGGAGCAAAUAUGGAGACGUCAGAAGCCAGUUGGCUGUGCUUGAAUCCGAAAGAUCAGCUGAAAGGGAUAAGAUCGAAAAUAUUCAGCGCCGACUGAUUGCAUUGGAAGAAGCUGUAACUGACAUGGAAGGGGAAAUAAUUCAGAUAACAGAUGACUUGAAGAGUAUAGCGGCAUCAAACACGGCUCAGGACGACGGAACUAAUGCGACGGAACCUGCGAACUGGGAACCAUUUCCAUUUGCCCUGAGAAGAGGAUCUAUUCAAAUGAAUGCGUCCUACAUUGUCCUUGCUGUUGACAUAGAAACCAGCCGACCCUUCUCAUACCUUUGGUUUGAGAACCGGGUUCCUAUUCUAGAUGACGAUUUGUUAACUCGUGUUGAAUUCAGUGGAGGGAAUAUACACACUUUGGAACUCCGUGGUAACCAGUCCUCUACGAUCCGGAAUGGACAGAAAGUAAUAUCUCUCCUGGUUAAAAAUCAUGAUAUUGCCAUAGCUCUCCUGUUCAAUGCCGCUAAACACAGUUUUCUACGUGUUUAUGAUUACACAGUAUCCUACAGAGGUGGACAAGUCCAUUCUCAAUUCAACGUUACUUCCGGUAGUUUCGAAUUACGGUCAGAAAUGCUUAGAAAUAAAGACAUCAGUUUGUCACUUGGCUUUAUGGGGCUCAAUGGAAACCAGACUUCUUAUAAAGCAAUAACAGCCGGAAGUUGGUUAGAUUUGGAUGGGAAACUAGCUUCUCGUGGCGGGAUACUCAAUGUUACCAAUGGUUCUUUGCUAGGUGAUACUUAUAGGUUCACAUACGACCUUCUUGAGAUGGACCACGGAGGGUUAUUAUCGUGCUUUAUUAAUGUGAAAAGACUUGAUGACGUGUUCAAAAGCGUUGAGUUCCAGAUUUACGACUCGGACAUUUUGCGGCAUGGCGGUGCUACGUUGCCCGAGGGAUCAUUAGUUUACCUAAAAGACUUCUUUCCCACAGAAUUCAAACUUGGCGUCGGGGAUAGCAGUGUGAUACAAUGUGUGGCGAUGGGUAAUCCACCACCGAGAAUGGCGAUACUAAAACUUCACCGAGAUGGACACGAGUCGAUAACCGGAUAUGCGUCGGUUGUAUUAAACAGAAAAUACGUCACUUCAGUAAUUCUCGUGAUAAAACCCACCGAACCGGAAGUUGCUAACAUUAGUUUUGUAUGUGCUGCCACAUCGAAUGGAGUAGAACGCCGGCUGUCGUUACCUACAAGAAUUGUUAUUCCUCCUAAAUUCCUGAAAUACGAGGUUCUUCGAGGACCAGAUGAAAAUGUUGUGGUUAAGCUGUUUGUGAAACGUUCAGAUCCCCCUAAACCCGCCGUCAGCUGUCGAGAGAAUGACGACUGGGGUGACUUCAUCUGGGGAAAAUCCCCAAUGUACACGGCCAAUGAGACCUCAACAGAUACCGGAUAUACAGUCACUUUCAAUGUCAACAUGGCUGCAACUUCUACUCCACCUACCAAAUUUGUCUGUCAGGUCAUGAGUGUCAAUGGCGUCGACAGAAUAAUUGUACCAAUUCAUCUUUAACACAAAGUAUUCAAAACCAGCCAUGUAAUAUCGACUCAAUGUAACUGUAAUAUCAUCAAUUUUCGCGGGAGAUUUAUUUUCGUUGAUAUGGUACGCUUUUUUAAUCCACGACAUCAUAUCUGCAAGAACUAUUAGCAUCAGGCUUAUUGAGCUGUAUUUAUCAACGAAAUCAAGUGGGGUUUUAUUUGUAAACCCAGGAAAAUUGAUUAUCACAAAAAAAAAAAUGAUUUGACAGUACUUCCCCAAUGAAGCCUUGUAUUUUGGUUUAGAGAAAGGAUAAAGUGAAUGACAUUUUAUUCAUUUCAGAAGGAAAGUAUCACAUGUCUGAUCAUGAUUGCAAUAAAGGACAGAAACUAAAGCUGACUGCUUGGUACAAAUGUUUCAACCUGAAUUUAAGAUAUUUCCAAAGAGCUAAUAAAUAAGUUUUAAACGUAAUAACAUAACAUCAGAAUUAACAUCAAUUAAAAUUUUGAGAAGGUUUGUUCCAGAUCAAAUCUACAUUUUUGUUCAGUUUUUUUAAGGAGAUAAAAGUAA